AUAACCCCAACUUUCCCACUACGUACAAAAGAACUCAAAAAGCACAUAUAAGAAUUCAACACCUUUUCUGUGCCAUUUCAGUGACGCAUCCACAAAACACUGCUGAAAAUAAUGCCCCCCACCACACUCCUCCUCUCCCUCCUCCUCAGCUCCACCAUCGCCGCCGCAGCACCGCCGCCUCUCCGUCCGGAAUUCUACUCUGAAACUUGCCCGGAAGCCGAAUCCAUCGUCCGGGAUGUCCUCCGGCGGGCCAUGGCAAGAGAAACCAGAAGCGCUGCGUCCGUCAUGCGGUUGCAGUUCCAUGAUUGCUUAGUCAACGGGUGUGAUGGUUCGUUGUUGCUGGACGACACGGCGACGAUGGUGGGAGAGAAAUCAGCGUUGUCGAAUGUAGAUUCGUUGAGAUCAUAUGAAGUUAUUGAUGAGGCUAAGGAAGCAGUGGAGAGGGCCUGUCCGGGAGUUGUCUCUUGUGCUGAUGUUGUGAUCAUGGCUGCCAGAGAUGCUGUUCUUCUGAGUGGAGGACCAAACUGGGAAGUGAAACUAGGAAGGAAAGAUAGCCUGUCAGCCAGCCAAGAAGCUUCAAAUGACAUAAUGCCAAGCCCAAGAGCCAAUGCAACUUACCUCACAAACCUCUUCAGCAAAUUCAAUCUUACUAUCAAAGACUUAGUUGCACUUUCAGGCUCCCACUCCAUAGGCAAAGCAAGGUGCUUCUCUAUAGUCUUCAGGCUGUACAACCAGUCGGGCUCCGGCCGACCGGACCCCACCAUCGAGCCCAGAUAUAGGGAGAAGCUAAAUAAGCUCUGCCCACUUGGGGGGGACGAAGAAGUCACAGGAGACCUGGAUGCAACACCGGAGAGAUUCGACAAUCAGUACUACAAAGACUUGGUGAACGGGCGGGGAUUCUUGAAUUCUGAUCAAACGUUGUUUACGUCUCCUGAGACUAGAGAGUAUGUGAUGAUGUUCAGCAAGAAUCAGACUAAGUUCUUUAGAGCAUUUGUUGAAGGGAUGGUUAAGUUGGGGGAUUUGCAGUCGGGGCUCCCAGGAGAGAUCAGGAGGAACUGCAGGGUGGUUAAUAGCCGAUGGCCAGAGGUGCUGCUGGAGACUGGACGUUGAAUAGACAAUUGGUGUUAGUAUUGGAAACAUAGGUAAAUUAAACUAUGAUAAUAUAUGGAGAAAAUUUAUGGGCAUCUGCUUGUAGAUAGGUGAUUGAACAAGUUUUAAUCAAUCUAUGUCAAUAAUAUGAUGUAAAAGGUCUAUGAAAAUAUCUUAUACCUUAAGAUUUCA
Sesamum indicum (sesame) is the source of this 1281-nucleotide messenger RNA. RefSeq names its product Peroxidase superfamily protein. Gene Ontology annotation, molecular function: peroxidase activity; heme binding. The record is from RefSeq and is a predicted model, not a curated record. Gene Ontology annotation, biological process: response to oxidative stress; hydrogen peroxide catabolic process. Lineage: Eukaryota; Viridiplantae; Streptophyta; Magnoliopsida; Lamiales; Pedaliaceae.